AUGUCUGCCGAACUGUACACAGUUGAAGCGAUUUUGGAGCAUCGUAAAAGAAAGGGAAAGAACGAAUUCUACAUCAAAUGGUCUGGAUACGAUCAUUCCCACAACAGUUGGGAGCCAGAGAAGAACAUCGUCGAUCCAACUCUCAUUGAGUUGUUCUUCGAAAAAGAGGAAACAAGAAAGAAGCAACUCAAAGAAAAGAAGGAUAAGUUGGCUGCUGCAAAAAAGGCUGCCGCUCAAAAAGCUGCUCCUCCAUCAAAAAGAGCAACAACAUCAUCAUCAUCAAACCGACCAUCGUCUUCUUCUACUUCCCGAAGUUCCAGAAGACAGAAAAGUCCACCACCAAAACGACAACGAUUGGCUGGUGGAGAAAUUCGUCCGGAUAGUGAUACGGAUGAAGAAGAGCCGAUUCAGCAGAGAGAUGAGGAGGAAGAGCAGGAUGAUGAUGAGGAGGAAGAGGUUCCAGUGAUGAAGAAGAAGAAAAGUGUGAAAGAAGAGGAGGAGGAGGAGGAAGAAGAAGAACAAGAUCAGGAGGAAGAGGUGCAGCUACCAGCUGUGGAAGCUCAAGCUCCAGAAGCAAGACCUGAACCGGAGCAUCACGAAGAAAAAGAAGAAGAGGAUGAGGAAGAGGAAGAAGAUCUCAAGAUGAAUGGAGAAGAGAAAAAAGAGCCAGUAACUACCUCAACAGUUACUCCAUCAGCUACCGCUGAUGUUCAAGAAGGCGAGGAGGAGAAAACUGAAGAGGAAGAACAUUCUGAAAAGCCAACAAUUGAGAAGCAAGAAGAGGAGGACGGAUCCACUUCUGAACAGGAACCAAUUUUCAAGGAAGCUUCUGAAUCAGCUCCAUCCACUUCUGAACCAUCUACUUCUAGUGGUCCAUCGACUUCGGCUGCUGUUCCAGCUCCUGCUCCGAUUGCCCAAGCUGCUCCAGCUGCCGCUGAUGACGAUGACAUCACCAUCAUUGAAUGA
This is a messenger RNA of Caenorhabditis briggsae, 966 nucleotides long. RefSeq names its product Protein CBR-CEC-1 (gene Cbr-cec-1). Bases 1 to 966 code for a protein of 321 amino acids. Gene Ontology annotation, cellular component: pericentric heterochromatin. The record is from RefSeq and is a predicted model, not a curated record. Gene Ontology annotation, biological process: negative regulation of transcription by RNA polymerase II; chromatin organization. Gene Ontology annotation, molecular function: chromatin binding. Lineage: Eukaryota; Metazoa; Nematoda; Chromadorea; Rhabditida; Rhabditidae. The transcript is spliced from 4 exons.